Molecule: messenger RNA, 204 nt
Organism: Linum tenue
Lineage: Eukaryota; Viridiplantae; Streptophyta; Magnoliopsida; Malpighiales; Linaceae
Source: the annotation of a GenBank genome assembly
GUUAAAGAGACGGGGAUACGCAAGUUGUUGGUCUGCUCGAUCCAACACUUGGACGGACCUCUACUUGUGGCGUUUGUCGUGAGGUGGCAGCUAGGCACCAAUACCUUUCACAUGCCUUUUGGAGAGAUGACCAUCACGCUCCACGAUGUUGCGGUGCUGCUCGGGAUUCCAGUCGAUGGACAUAUGGUUGUAGUGAAAGUGUGA